AUGGCAAAUGCCCCGCGUGUGCGUCGCGUGCAGGCUGUCGAUCAAGGUCCUCUAGAAUGGUUAGUGCCCUUUAUACCACCGUUUCUUCGUGUGAAUUGCGAUACACGCGCUGAGAUUUGUCGCAAGGCGGCAAAUCUACUGUCGAAAGAAGCAAUAGAGAGCAUUGUGCUUGCUCUGAGACCUUAUUGGCGCUCGCUUGUAUGUUACUUAUUGUUGACACUCGUUUGGACUGGUCUACUUGUUUACAUUCACCAUAAUGAACCUGAGUUUGCGGUGGCAUACGUUAUUCUCUCCGGCUUCUCUGCGCUACGUUAUCACCUGCUGAAUGGAGUGGAAGGACGCGUGAUUGACGACAUGAGCGCGUACUCCGUUUUCAAUCGUGGGGCCGAAAGGAUGUUGGGCUCGUUGUCAGCAGAGCAGUUUGAGAAUGAGAUUCGUCAUCGACACGUAGGACACGAAGAUGCAUCACGACAAGUCUGGCUGGUAGCUCAAGAUCUUAUUGAUCGUGAUGAAGAUUAUGAUGAAGAUGACCCUGACUUGAUAGUGGCACUGAAAGUUUCAUUGCAAGAGAAGAAGCGCGAAGCUCGCCGAUCUCGCCGCACAACCUGUAGGAAAUGA
Messenger RNA from Peronospora belbahrii, 618 nucleotides. The record is from the annotation of a GenBank genome assembly. Lineage: Eukaryota; Oomycota; Peronosporomycetes; Peronosporales; Peronosporaceae.